AUGCUCCUUCCUCCAGUUUCAGAAUUUAUUGCCGGUGCUCUUAGAACUGACAGUAGUUGCAGUGAUAUCACUCCAAAGUCACAAUAUUGCUCUGAUGACAUUUUCGAUUCCAUUAGUGAGGGAACGAAUCUGCCUCCUAGUUCGCGUGCUAAUAGCUCCAUAUCUGAUACUAUAGAAAUGAAAAUGGAUUCAAAUCGGGUGUCAAAUAUACCCCUGGCAGCAGUUCAUAAUCCUCAUAUACAAAAUGCCUUGUUAGAGAACCAGCAUUUACCAAUUCAACAUCACUUCCAAAAUCGAUAUCUUCCCCACUCACUUCCUAUUCAAGGAAGCCAAAGUAUACAGCACAGCCAACAACCACUAUAUGUACAUCCUAACCAACAAGGGUUUCAGCAAUUUUAUAAUUUGCAGACAGUAGUCAAUGGGGUAUACCCGAACCAGGUCAACGGCAUGUACUGUAAUAUGGUUCAAGUUAUGCCUGGAGCUAUACCCGGUCCCUAUAUUCUUAUGGCGAAUAGUCCCUCGGGCUCGAUUCAAGAAGUAGCUCCUGACUUCCGUAGAUAUCCAGUCACUACUUUGGAAAGUCCAUAUGAUUUUCGUAAUCCAUUUCACGUUAAUCUGCCAUAUCAGACGCGGUCAAACGAAGCGCCUUAUUCACACCAGCAAGACAGAGUAAUACGAAGGAAAAAGAUAAUGCAUACUAGAACCAGGACAGGCUGUCUUACGUGUAAGAGGAGGAGAGUGAAAUGCGAUGAAGGGAAGCCAGGUUGUAACAACUGCCUAAAGUCAAAUAGAAAAUGUGAUGGGUAUGCAGAAAAUGCGCUGAGAAAUAAAAAGAGGAACCAACAAAUUAGUAGUAAGGAAAUAAUACAACGGUCAUAG
This is a messenger RNA of Dujonia railenensis, 879 nucleotides long. NCBI's taxonomy places the organism in Eukaryota, Fungi, Ascomycota, Pichiomycetes, Serinales, Debaryomycetaceae. The record is from the annotation of a GenBank genome assembly.